Messenger RNA from Soboliphyme baturini, 921 nucleotides. NCBI's taxonomy places the organism in Eukaryota, Metazoa, Nematoda, Enoplea, Dioctophymatida, Soboliphymatidae. The record is from the annotation of a GenBank genome assembly.
AUGCCACCACGAGCCGAGAGGAUGCCGAUUGACCAGGACUGGCCGAGUGUGUGGCCCACUGCGCAAAGCUUUAAGGAAAGCGUUGUACCGCUGCCGGUGCGAAUGGGUUUUCAGAAGGCUGCUUCCAAGAAAGCGAUUCCCUCUAAACACGCGAAUCUGGAGCUGAUGAAGAUUCCAAACUUUCUACAUUUGACGCCGGCGGCCAUCAAGCGACACUGCGAGGCGAUUAAACGUUUCUGCACUCCAUGGCCUGAGCAGUUGGACACCGAUGAUGCUUGUCGAAAGCAUUUUCCUCUGGAGCUUGAGUACAGCGACUUCUGUCACUCUGGUCCGACAUUGCGUGACCCUAGGUCUCGUAUUGUUGCGAUGCGCUUGAAAUUGGAGUCUUUACCUCUGAACUACCACGCCAGGGACAAAAUCAUCCGCCUGCUUCAAGAUCGAUAUAACAAACAUGACGGCAUGAUCACCAUCGUCACCGAUCGGUGUCCUGCUCGACAUCAAAACAUCUCUUACGCCUUGUACCUCAUCAGCGUGCUAUUUCACGAAUCAUGGAAGACUGAAAGCUGGGAACACGACAAGACCGAAGAUGACAUGGAAAAAUUCUUUUGGCAAGGGAGCAAGUCGCAGAAGAGCAUAAUAGAGGUUGUAAAAAGGAUGAAAGCCGUCCAAAACGCGAGUAGUACUGAGGCUGUAACUGACUCAUCGAUGGAUUCACCACCCAAAUCAAAACGGAAUUUUCCUGAGUACCUUGAAAACCUCCUCAGCGCACCGUCAGAUAAAGAUGUAAUUUCGCUGCAAGUUGUGCAGGAUUACUACAAAGCCUGGGAUCGGUAUCGCAACGAAACGGAAUCAGAGAAAAAUCUUACCGCAUACGGAAAAUGCGUUAGGAAGAUUUUGGGAUUUCCAGAACUUGUUAGCUGA